Messenger RNA from Fusarium pseudograminearum CS3096, 20457 nucleotides. RefSeq lists its product as uncharacterized. Gene Ontology annotation, biological process: cell adhesion. The transcript has 2 exons. Lineage: Eukaryota; Fungi; Ascomycota; Sordariomycetes; Hypocreales; Nectriaceae. The record is from RefSeq and is a predicted model, not a curated record. Gene Ontology annotation, cellular component: fungal-type cell wall. The coding region runs from base 1 to 20457 and encodes 6818 amino acids.
AUGUGGUUGUCACGGGGGCUGUUAGCCUCAACACUCAUUCUCGCCGUCAAGGCCCAAGAUGGAAUUGAAGAUGCAGCCAUGCGUAUUGCAACUGGUUUCGCCGAGACACUCAUUCAGCACGCAGUGAAAACACUGUCGGGAGACGCUGGAGGCGCUGGUGAUACCGGCGAUGCUGUAAACGCUGGAGAUCAAGGAAAUCAAGGGAACCAGGGCCAAGCAUUCGAUGCGACCAUGAUAGAUGCUGCUACCGUAACACACACUGUCGGUGGCGAAGCUAUAAUCGAAACAUACACACGUCCUGGGGGACAACUCUUCCCCGUUACACUCCUUCCACACCCAAGAAUUACGAUUGCACCAACAACCGACGACCCUUACGAGAGGAUUAUUCAAGCUUAUACUGGUGGCGAAGACGCUACCACGAACCAAGAAAUCACAAUCGCUGAACCGACAGGAACCAAACCCGGCACAGUUAUCGUCGACGUUCCUGGUUCGGCAUACUCGUCUUUCUCAUCGGGACAGGCUGGUGCAUUGACUAUUCUACCCUCAAACGACCACCCCACAGCAACUAUCAUCUCAGCUUUGCCGAGCGGUGUUGGUAUAACUGGUGAAGCUACAAGAACGAUUCCUGCAGCAGGAGGUGCUUCUGCCACAGUCGUCAUUCAGACACCAUGGGAAGACGUACCACCAAGCACUCCCGGUGCUGGUGCUGGUAUUGGAGGCGGUGCUGGUGGUGCUGGUGGUAACGUUGGUGGUAGCACCUCUAAUGUUUUGGUAAUCCAGACAUACACUGGAACAGAAUACAUCACACAGGCGAGAGUCACCACCAUCGUUGGAUCGGGAGGCGAUCAAGGUACGGUUGUCGUUCAAGUUCCUCCCGGUAACCAGAACCCUAGAGGCGCCGUUACUAUCCCCCCGAGUGGCGACAGCCAUUUCACAACCAUCGUUAGGCAAUACACAGGAGAUACACCGAUUUCUACUCCUGUUACCCGCCUUGUUCCCACCUCUGGAACGCAAGACGGAACCAUCAUCAUUGAGACACCCGGUCCUUCGAGUCCAACAGGCAGCAGUGGCAAUCAAGGCGGCGAUUUGCCCGAAAACCAGCCACAGGUUAUUCCCCCAAGCGGUGAUAGCCCUUACUCUACUAUCUUGAGACCUCAUGCCGGCUCUGGUGAGAUUACUGAACCUGUGACCUACACUAUUCCACCACGUGGAACGAGCCACGGAACAGUUAUCAUCGAAACACCAGCGGUUCGCGCCGGUCAAUCAGUCAUUACUCUUCCAUCAGACCCUGGCAGUGGUUAUAUCACGAUUGUCAGGCAGCCUACCGGCACUGGUGUGAUCACAGCCGCUACGACCAUUACAGUGCCGCCCAGUAAUGGCCAGCCAGGAACUAUCAUUAUUGAGACCCCUGCUCCUCAACCCGGAGGUGGUGAGAUCACGAUUCCUGCAGGUGCAGAUAGUUCAUUCAUCACCAUCAUUCGCGGUCCGACCGGAACAAACGCUGUUAACACACCUACUACAAUCACUGUUAGUGGAGCACCAGGUCAACCAGGAACAGUAAUUAUCGAGACUCCUGUUGGGUCCGGUGGCCAAACCACCCGAGCGCCCGAUGAUCCGUUUACUAUUCCUCCUGGACCUGGAGGACAGUAUAUUACCAUCUUUCGACCACACAGCGGUGACCCUAUCACUGUGCCUAUCACACUCACCCAGCCAGGCCAGAAUGGUCAGCCAGGAACUGUCAUCAUCGAGACGCCUGUUCCGACAACUCCUGCUCCUGGUAGUGGGCCCAUCACGAUCCCUGCUGGCGAUGGCGGCUCUUACGUGACUAUCUACAGACCGCACUCAGGCAGUCCCAUUAGCCAGCCUGUCACGAUCACCAUCCAACCUAGCGGCGGUCAGCCUGGCACUAUCAUCGUUGAAACGCCUUUUAAUACCCCCAAGGGUCAAAAUGCAGUAACUUCAAACGAGCCAGGUGGUCAACAGAUCACUAUUCCCCCGAGCAAGAACAAUCCUUAUGUGACAAUCUACCGACCUCACACUGGAGACCCCAUUACUGUGCCUAUCACCAUCACUCAAUCUCCUUCCAACGGUCAACCUGGAACAAUCAUUAUUGAGACUCCGGCACCUGAGCCUCAGACCGUCACUGAUGUUGAGACACAACCAGGAGCGACAGUAACUGUUCAGCCAAACACCCCUGGUGGAUACACCACUGUCUACCGCCCACACACUGGUGACCCGAUUUCCGAGCCUAUCACAGUCACCACUAUUAGCGGUUCCAACGGUCAACCAGGGACUGUUAUCAUUGAGACACAAGGCCCGUUCACUGUUACAGCCACUGAAAGUGGUGGUACUGCAACUAUCUAUACUCCUGGCACGGGUGUUAGCACUACUGUCACAAAGACGGUUGUUUUGACUGCUUCGGGUGGCCAGCCAACCACUGCAGUUAUCAUCGAGACUCCCCCAGUGAAAGUUCAGCCCACUCAGUCCCAAGUUACAGGUUCUGAUGGAUUCGUCACAGUCACUGAGCAGUAUUCUGGAACUCGUGUGAUCACCGCCAUUUUUACGACCACAGUAGUUGCAUCUGGAACGGGACCUGGAACCGUCUUCAUCGAGACUCCUCCACCAAUCAAGUUCAACCCUACGACGAGUGUUCCAGAAUCAACCGUCACUGGAAAUGAUAACUAUGUCACGGUAUACAAGCCUUACCCUGGCCCUGGUAUCAUAACUGCCCCCAUCACUGUCACCGAGGCUACUCCUUCUGGUGGACAGCCCGGUACUGUUGUCAUUCAGACUCCUGUUUCUGAGAACCCUACAACAUCCCUGCCCGAGCCUAGUACGACACAAGGACCUGACGGAUAUGUCACUGUCUACCUUCCAUUCCCCGGUCCCGGUGUGAUCACUCAGCCUUACACAAGAACCCAGGCUCCUUCAGGUGGCAACCCCGGAACGGUCUUUAUCACGACCCCCGCGCCUCAGCCUGCAACUACUACUACAUCUUUGCCUGAGCCAAGCACUACAACUGGGCCAGAUGGCUAUGUUACCGUCUUUCUUCCUUUCCCUGGUCCAGGUGUCAUCACACAGCCCUACACACGAACCCAGGCUCCUUCAGGUGGCAACCCCGGAACGGUCUUUAUUACGACCCCAGCGCCUCUUCCACAGACCACUGCCCAGGAGAACCUGCCAAGUACCACUUCAGGUGUAGAUGGUUAUGUGACAGUUUUUAUCCCUUAUCCGGGACCGGGCCAGAUUACUGCGCCUAUUACCAGCACCCAGCCACCUGCGAAUGGCCAGCCUGGUACUGUCUUUAUCACCACUCCCGUACCUGUGUUUUCCACUCCCAAGCAAGCGAAUGGAUUGACAAGUACUUCAACAGGUUCAGAUGGCUACGUGACAGUGUUUGUUCCGUAUCCUGGCCCAGGUACAAUUACUGCCCCUAUCACUAGUACACAGCCACCUGCAAAUGGACAGCCAGGAACUGUCUUUAUCACCACACCCGAUCCUGUGCUUUCUACUCCAAAGCAAGCGAAUGGGUUGUCCAGUACUUCAACCGGCACGGAUGGCUACGUAACUGUCUACGUUCCUUACCCAGGCCCCGGGUCUAUCACCGCAGAUAUUACUAGCACUCAGCCACCUGCAAACGGUCAGCCAGGAACUGUUUACAUUACAACUCCUGCACCUCCGUUCUCCACGCCCAAGCAAGCGAACGGACUGACCAGCACUACGACUGGAACAGACAGUUACGUGACUGUAUUCGUUCCUUACCCAGGCCCUGGGUCUAUUACUGCGGACAUCACUAGCACUCAGCCACCUGCAAAUGGACAGCCAGGAACGGUAUACAUCACAACUCCUGCACCUAUUAGCACAGCGGAUCAGAAUACCCUAAGUACAUCUACCGUAGAUGAUGGCUACGUGACAGUCUUCCUUCCUUUCCCAGGUCCAGGAACUAUUACUGCUCCCAUUACCAGCACCCAGCCUCCUUCAGGCGGCAACCCUGGAACCGUUUUCAUCACAACACCUGCACCGGUGACAUCUCAGCAGGGCGUUCCCAGCACUGCACAGGGCGAUGGAGAGUAUGUCACGGUUUUCCUGCCAUACACAGGCACUGGCGUUAUCACUGCACCUAUCACUAGCACUCAACCUCCUUCUGGUGGCAACCCAGGUACCGUAUUCAUUACGACACCAGCUUCCGGAUCGGAGACUCAGUCGCAGACCCCGGCACUGACCACGGAUAACUACAUCACCAUCCACACGCCUUUCCCCGGACCUGGUGUAAUUACAUCGCCUAUCACCAUUACCAAGCCACCAGCUGAUGGACAACCUGGAACCGUCAUUAUCCAGACCCCGGCUCCAAUCAGCUCCAACGCUGAUUCGUACGUGACAGUCUACAGACCUUACCCAGGUCCUGGUACUAUCACGGCGCCAAUAACCUUGACUCAAGCUCCUGCUAAUGGCCAACCUGGUACUGUAUUCAUCGAGACUCAGCCUACCAACGAGCCCACUUCUUCGCCUACAAGUGGUGAUUCAGCUUCUCCAAUUACUAUUCCACCUGCGCCAACUGGGUCAUAUGUUACCAUUUACAGGCCGUACCCUGGCCCCGGGCAAAUAUCGUCUGCUGUUACCUACACGCAAGCUCCUAUUUCUGGACAGCCUGGUACCGUCAUCAUCGAGACUCCUAACUCGGACGCACCUACUGCUACCCAGACAGGCCCAGUUACAGUUCCUACUGGUAGCAACAAUCCAUAUGUCACGGUAUACAGACCAUACCCUGGCCCUGGUAACAUUGAUCAACCCAUCACUAUCACCUCUGUCACUGCCUCCGGUGAUCAGCCAGGAACAAUCGUUAUCGAGACGCCUACUAUUGAUGUCAACACCAAGUUUGCGCCAUCGCCCACAACUUCGCCCCCAGUCACUAUCCCGGCUGAUGACAACAAUUACGUUACUGUCUACAGGCCACACACUGGGUCUCUAAUUACAGCAUCUAUUACUGUCACUACCAUUGCACCUGCGGGAGGACAGCCGGGUACAGUAAUCAUUGAGACUCCAGGACCUGAGUCCCAGCCUUCAAGCACAGAUAGCCCACCAGUGACAAUUCCUCAAGGCCAAGAUGGAUACGUCACAGUUUAUCAGCCGUAUCCUGGACCGGGUACUAUCACUGAGCCUGUUACUGUAUCUACCAUUGCGCCAACCAAUGGCCAACCAGGUACUGUGAUUAUCCAAACUCCUGCGCCUGUAGCUUCGACUCCUUCCACUAUUGAGGAGACUACCAGCGCUUCUGCCGUUACUAUUCCUGCCGACAACGGUGGUUACGUGACCGUUUAUAGACCCUUCCCUGGGCCUGGAACUAUCACUGCGCCCCGCACUGUUGGAAUAGUCGCUCCAACUUUAGGUCGGCCUGGUAUAGUCAUCAUUGAGACGCCUGCUCCCCAAGCUACCAACGAUGAAAGCAGCUCGGCAACGGCUGUCAGUUCAACACAAGGCAAUAAUGGCUACGUUACAGUUUUCCAGCCUUACACUGGUACCAGCGUUAUCGGAGGACCUAUUACUGUCUCUACUAUUCCGCCGUCCAAUGGACAACCUGGAACCUACAUCGUCGAGACACCUGUUGCACAGACUGCUGGUUCAACAACUGAGACGGGCGACAAUGCACCUGUCACCAUCCCACCAAGCCCUGAGAACACCUACUUGACGGUCUACAGACCCCACACAGGUGCUAAUCUCAUUACGGCACCAGUCACUGUGACCACCAUUCAGGGUGAAAAUGGACAACCCGGGACAAUCAUUAUAGAAACUCCUGCUUCUCAAGCUCCCACAUCGACGGACGAUAGUCGCGGAGCACCUGUCACUAUCGCCCCUGGCCCUGAGAAUUCUUACGUCACAGUCUAUCGACCUCACACUGGCACAGACUCUAUCACAGCCCCAGUAACUGUGAUGACUAUUGAAGGUGUCAAUGGCCAGCCCGGAACCAUCAUCAUAGAGACUCCCGAGGCAGCAUCCCAGACCCCAGUUUUGACUGGUGAUAGUACAGGAGCUACUUCAACUGUUCCACCUGGUCCUGGUAGCUCAUACGUGACAGUCUACAGACCUUACACCGGGACUGAGACUAUCACGGCACCUAUUACUAGUACCAUUGAGGGCACCAAUGGCCAGCCAGGGACAGUCAUUAUCGAGACUCCUACGUCGUCAACCCCAGACAACAAUGCCGCCAGCACUGCUCCUCCUGGGCCUGAUAGCUCAUACGUGACUGUCUACAGACCUUACACUGGGACUGAGACUAUCACGGCACCUAUCACUAGCACAAUCCAAGGAACGAAUGGCCAGCCAGGCACAGUCAUCAUCGAGACUCUCAUGACCGCUGGCUCAGAUGCCAAUGCUCCCAGCACUGCUCCUCCUGGACCCGAUAGCUCGUACGUGACAGUGUAUAGACCGUACACAGGAAUCGAGUCGAUCACAGCACCUGUCACUAGCACAAUUCAGGGAACGAAUGGUCAACCAGGCACCGUUAUCAUCGAGACUCUCACGACAGCGGGCUCAGAUGCCAAUGCUCCUAGCACUGCCCCAGCCGGUCCCGGCAGUACAUAUAUCACAAUGUACGGACCCUACCCUGGACCAGGCAAGAUUGACCAGCCCAUCACGGUCACGACUGUUGAGCCUUCAAACGGCAACCCUGGCACUGUCGUUAUUCAGACCCCAGGUAUCGAGACUGGCGGAAAGGUUGUCGUUCCUCCAGUCACGGUUGGUCCCUCACCAGGUGAACAGUACACUACAAUUUACAGACCUCACACUGGCACCGAUAUUAUCACUGCACCUGUAACAAUUACCACCAUUGCACCAGCGGGUGGUCAGCCAGGAACAGUCAUCAUCGAAACUCCAGAGCCGGAGACAGCCGGUCCCAACCCGACAGUUACUCUGACUCCUGGACCUAAUGAGUCUUACGUGACUGUCUUCCAACCUCACACCGGAACUGGUGUGAUUACUGGUCCUGUUGUCAUUACCACUAUCGCCCCUGCUAAUGGCCAACCUGGCACUGUUAUCAUUGAAACCCCAGUCGCGCCUGAGUCUACAUCUGCUCCUGUUCCUGCAGACUCCGCCACAAAUGCCCCUCAAGCCACUCCCACUUAUGUUACGGUUUAUCGUCCUCACACCGGACCAGAGAGGAUAACAGCUCCGGUCACAAUUACCACGAUCAACCCGAGUGGUGACCAGCCUGGAACUGUCAUAAUUGAAACCCCCGACCAGGACUUGCCUCCCGUGACAACCUCUGCUGGUCCCGCUGCUUCUUAUGUUACGGUCUAUCAACCACACACUGGAACAGACAGGAUCACCGCUCCCGUCACUAUCACGACCAUUGAACCUGCAAACGGCCAACCUGGCACAGUGAUUAUUGAGACUCCAGGACAGCAAGCGCCUCCUGUGACAUCUUCCCCUGCCCCCGCUUCGUACGUAACCAUUUCUAGGCUUUACACUGGAACAGACCAGAUCACAGAACCGAUCACAACGACUGUUCCUCCUCAGGGAGAUCAACCUGGUACAAUCAUCGUUGAGACUCUCGGGCAAAAGGCUCUCGAGCCUUCUACCUCUUCUCCACCAUCGUAUGUGACGAUUACGAGGCCUUACACUGGUACCGACCAGAUUACGGCCCUCAUCGUUACUACCAUACCCCCUGAAGGUGGUCAACCCGGCACAGUCAUUUAUGAGACUCAGGCUCCUUUCGUCACCGUCUUCCGACCGUAUUCUGGAACAGAUCAGAUUACUGGACCCGUGACUGUAUCAACCAUUGCUCCAAAUGGAGGCCAACCGGGCACAAUCAUCGUCGAGACCCCUGGAGCUGGCCCUGCCAUUACUACAACGCCUCCAGCUCCAUCAUAUGUCACUGUCACCAAUCUUUACACCGGAACGGAGAUGCUUACUGGGCCUACCACUGUGACCACCGUACCUCCUCAAGGCGAUCAGCCUGGUACAGUCAUUGUCGAGACCCAGGGCUCUUAUGUGACCAUUUCGACCCUGUACACUGGUGCCAGUACCAUCACUGGCCCGGUUCCUCUUACUACGGUUCCUCCUCAGGGCAACCAGCCCGGAACUGUCGUGAUUGGAACUCUUGGAUCAUAUGUUACGAUCACCACUCAGUACACUGGUACGGAUUCGAUUUCUGGACCAAGGACUGUCACCACCAUUCCUCCUCAAGGAGACCAGCCAGGUACUGUGGUUGUCGAGACACCUCAGUCUUACAUCACUACAACAGUUCCAUACACUGGUGUUGAUCAAAUAACUGCACCUAUCACGGCCACCACUAUCCCUCCAUCAGGAGGCCAACCAGGAACAGUGGUUAUCCAAACACAGGCUCCUUUUGCUACGGUCUAUCGCCCUCACACUGGACCUGAUAGAAUCACGGCUCCAGUGACUGUUUUAACCAUUGCUCCUAAUGGAGAUCAACCUGGUACUAUCAUAGUCGAGACUCCUGGAUCGGAGCCUCCUGUCACGACAAUACCUCCUGCUCCUUCUUAUAACACCGUCUAUGAGGAAUACACUGGCACUGACGACAUGACUGAAGCUAGUGCGAGGACCACCAUUCAACCUCAAGGCGAUCAGCCAGGUACAAUUAUCUUUGACACACCUGGAGUUCGGGUUAUUUCCACCAGUGCUGCUCAGCCUUCUUAUGUUACUGUUUAUCGACCUCACACUGGCCCGGACAGAAUCACACAGCCUAUCACAGUCACGACUAUUGCCCCUCAAGGUGAUCAGCCAGGCACCGUUGUAAUUGAGACGCCUGGAUCCGAGCCUGCAGUUACACCGACACCUGCUCCUGCUCCUCAACCCUCUUACAUCACUGUGUAUCAGCCUCACACUGGUCCGGACAGAAUCACAGAGCCUGUUAUAGUCACCACUGUUGCCCCUCAAGGUGAUCAGCCAGGUACUGUUAUAAUCGAGACGCCUGGGUCCGAGCCUGCAAUUACAUCUGCACCUGCUCCUCAACCUACGUAUAUCACAGUCUAUCGACCCCACACUGGUCCAGACAGAAUCACAGAGCCUGUCACAGUCACAACUAUCGCCCCUCAGGGUGAUCAGCCAGGAACUGUUGUAAUUGAGACGCCUGGGUCUGAGCCCGCCAUUACAUCAACCCCUGCUCCUCAACCCACAUAUGUCACAGUCUAUCAGCCUCAUACUGGCCCUGAUAGAAUCACUGAGCCUAUCACAAGGACCACUAUUCCUCCCCAGGGCGAUCAACCGGGCACUGUUAUCAUCGAGACACCUGGAUCAGAACCUGCUAUAACAACAGGUCCAGCCGCUCAGCCUUCCUAUGUCACAGUCUAUCAGCCUCACACUGGCCCUAAUAGAAUCACUGAACCUAUCACAGUCACAACUGUUGCUCCCCAGGGAGAUCAGCCCGGCACUGUUAUCAUCGAGACCCCAGGCUCAGAGCCACCUAUCACCUCUGGGCCUACUGCAGAGCCUUCUUACAUCACGAUCUAUCAACCCCAUACUGGACCUGAUCAAAUCACAGCUCUGAUUACAGUCACAACGAUUGAGCCUCAAGGAACUCAGCCUGGAACCGUGAUAAUUGAGACUCCUGGGUCUGCACCAGCUGUCACCACAGGACCACCAUCGCCAGCCCCCGAGCCUUCGUAUAUCACAGUAUAUCGACCUCACACAGGAGCAGACCAAAUCACAGCCCCUGUUACGAUAACAACAAUCGAGCCCCAAGGUGGUCAACCCGGCACUGUCAUCAUCGAAACUCCUGGUUCUCAACCACCUGUUACCUCGAGCCCAGCUACGGAGCCUUCCUAUGUUACCGUAUUCAGACCUCACACAGGCACGGAUCAAAUUACAGCCCCUGUUACGAUAACAACAAUCGAGCCUCAAGGUGGCCAACCUGGUACUGUAAUCAUCGAGACCCCUAGCUCUGAACCAGCUGUUGCCUCGAGCCCAGCUGCGGAGCCUUCUUAUGUUACUGUUUUCCGACCUCGCACCGGUGUUGAUACUAUUACUGCUCCAGUAACCAUUACAACAAUCGAGCCUCAAGGUGGCCAACCCGGUACUGUCAUCAUCGAGACCCCUGGGUCUCAACCACCUGUCACUUCGAGCCCAGCUGCAGAGCCUUCUUAUGUUACUGCUUUCCGACCUCACACGGGCGUUGAUACCAUUACAGCCCCAGUUACGAUCACGACUAUCGAGCCACAAGGGGACCAGCCCGGCACUGUAAUUGUUGAAACCCCAGGAUCAGGUGAGCCUGUUACUUCAGCUCUUGGUCGUUACACAACCAUCUACGAGCUUCAUACUGGUACCGGCGAAUUCACAGGCGAAGUCACCCGAACUAUUGCCUCUCCUGAGGGCGACCGGCCUGGCACUGUCGUCAUUGAAACCUCUUCAGGACCUGGCUCGGCUUCUGGCCGUUAUACUACUGUUUACGAGCCUCAUACUGGUACCGGGGAAUUUACUGGCGAGGUCACCCGAACCAUCGCGUCUCCCCAGGGCGAUCAACCUGGAACUGUUGUCAUCGAAACACCAAGAUCAGGAGCUUCUGUACCCGAAACUUACACAACUGUCUAUGAGCCUCACACAGGUCCUGGUCCGUUUACUGGAGAAGUUACUCGAACUGUUGCGACUCCCCACGAUGGCCAACCUGGCACUGUUGUGAUUGAGACAUCAGCGGGUCCUGGUUCUGAUAUCGAUCGUUACACCACUAUCUACGAGCCUCAUACAGGUACUGGCGAGUUUACAGGCGAAGUCACCCGCACUAUUGCCUCUCCCCAUGAUGGCCAGCCUGGUACCGUUGUUGUUGAAACUCCUGGGCCACAAACAGCAAACAAGGGAGCUAACCCUCCCAUGACUAUUCCUGCCGAAGAUGAUAGCUAUGUGACUGUUUUCAGACCUUAUACAGGAACACCUCAGAUCACAGCACCCACAACGGUUACUACCAUUGCCCCAACCAAUGGUCAACCUGGUACUGUUAUCAUUGAGACUCCAGUACCAGAAACUAGUACCAGCAGCGAUAUGGGCAAUCCUCCCGUAACUCUCUCUGCCGGAGACGACAAAUACGUCACAGUUUUCAGACCUCACACUGGUACUGAUGUGAUAACUGCCCCAGUGACAGUCACUACCAUCAGUCCUUCUGGCGGGCAGCCCGGUACAGUUAUCAUUGAGACUCCCGAGCCGGUCACGAAAGCUGCAACCUCUACGCCCGGCCCUGAAGAUGUGUUUGUGACUAUUUACAGGCCGUACACUGGCACGGAACAGAUCACGGCUCCGGUAACUGUCACAACAAUUGCUCCAGUUUCUGGAACAGGCACCGUGAUCAUUGAGACUCUUGCACCCCAAACUGCCAGCACCGUGUACGUGACGAUUUACAGACCGUACACUGGUACAGCACGAAUCACGGAACCUACCACAGUCACAACCAUUGCCCCAGUGUCUGGUACUGGAACGGUUAUCGUUGAGACUCCUACCCCAGAAUCUACAGUCAACAGCGAGCCAGCCACCUCCGCUGCAAUCACUAUUCCAUCUAAUGAUGAGAGUCGCAAUGUGACCAUAAUCAGACCUUACCCUGGUCCAGGAUCAGUCACAGCUCCCGUCACCAGAUAUGAGGCCCCUACCGCGUCAGGCGAGCCUGGAACUGUCAUCAUCGAAACUCCCGUCGAGCAAUCGACUACAGAGGCUCAGCCUCAGAGCCAGCCAACAUCUGCUCCCGCAGUGACAAUUCCUCCGAGUGAUGGAAGUUCAAACAUCACUGUUGUCCGCGAGUACCCUGGCCCAGGUGUAAUUACUGCUCCCGUCACGUCUUACGAGCCACCAAAGACGCCGGGGCAGCCUGGAACUGUUAUCAUCGAGACCCCAGCUCCAGCUCCCAAUACCGUGUCAGGCCCCGUGGAAACGAUGUCAGGCCCAGCCGAUACUGCAUCAUCAGGCCCAGCUGGUACCAAUGUCACUUUCUACACUUUGGCACCACCAGGCGUGAAGAUUCCUAUCACCAGCUACGCUCCACCACAAACACCGGGGCAGGUUGGAACUGUUUUCAUCCAAACAGUUGCUUCUGAACCUGGAAUGAGUGCUGACAACGAGAGGAAUGUGACUAUCAUGACUGAUGGUCCAGCGUCUCUUACGGAGCCUUAUACCAGGUACCAACCUCCUGGAUCUGCUGGAGAUCCAGGAACUGUCAUUAUCGAAACCCCACCUGUACGAUCUCCUGAGACAACUUCCGACUCAGCAGUCACCAUUCCUGCCCAUUCUGGUAGCCCUCAUGUUACCGUGAUCAGAGGUGGCCCAGGAAAGGAGGCUACUACCAUCUACGUCCCUCCAACUGGUACUGAGCCAGGCACAAUUAUCAUCGAGACACCCACUGAUGCAGCCACCACUCAAGAGGACAAGACAUCUGCGGAUCAGAUGACCAGUGACACACCAGCUGUGACCCUCCCUCCUAGCUCUAACAGCCCUAACGUUACUGUCAUUCGACCUUAUCCUGGACCUGGUUCAAUUACAGAGCCUGUGACAAGAUAUGUUCCUCCCACCGCUUCUGGCGAGCCUGGAACUGUCAUCAUUGAGACACAAUCCUCGGACAGUUCAGCCCCAACAUCGGCGAACCCCGAGAUCACUUUGCCUCCGAGUUCCCAAAGUCCCAACGUCACUGUGAUCAGGCCUUAUCCUGGACCUGGUUCAAUCACUGAGCCAGUUACUAGAUAUGUCCCUCCUACCGCGUCUGGCGAGCCCGGGACCGUCAUUAUUGAGACACAGACAACUGAAACGUCCACUGAGAUUUCGGAAACGUCCUCUGAGACCCAGGCAACGAGUAGUCCUUCUGGAAUCACCAUUCCAGCUCACUCUGGAAGUCCCAACGUCACUGUUUUCAGGCCAUACACUGGUCCCGGCACGAUUGAGACUCCUAUCACAAGCUACAUCGAGCCUGCCAAUUCUGGGGAGCCAGGUACUGUUGUUAUCGAGACACCAGUUUCCCGCUCGGAAAGCUCUGCCCAAUCAGAAGCGGUGUCUACCUCUGGUCCUGUAUCGAACCCAGCAGUGCUUACCACUGACGACAACACGACGCCUUUCUCGUCGGCUUCCAGAAACCCUGAUGCCCUUACGAUCACACCCAGCGAUACGCGUGAAGAUGUAACUGUUAUCGAGCCAAACACCAAGUUUGCGGGUGCCACUGAGAACGUCACCCAGAUUAUACCACCCUCGGGAACAGCUCCUGGAACUAAGAUCAUCUACACGCCUGUGAACACCCCUGGCCAGUCAUCUAUGGGCGCCACAGACACGGAUUCUUAUGUUACGAUCAGUGCGACGGUCACUAUUCCCGGAGACCCCUCCACUCGAACUGGUGUAGAUUCUAACGCUGGAAGUGAUGCUGGUACUACAGGUGCCGAGACUAAUGUCAUCAUCAUCCCACCUAGUGGUACCGAGCCAGGAACUAUCGUUUCUCAGACCAGUGUUUAUCUGGACCAGGCUUUGGCUCAGCACGGAAAUGUCACCAUUACCAGAGCAGCACCCGCUGGUGUCACCACUCCUUUUACCACCUAUUCACCCCCUGCGCAAUCGAGUGAUAUGGGAACCAUCAUCGUUGAGGUUCCUGAUUACAACGUCACGACUACCAGAGCCGGCCCUCCUGGAGUCACAACUACUUUGACAACCUACUCGCCCCCUGCUUCUCCUGGUGGACCGGGAAUGGUUAUCAUCGAGACUCCCGACUACAACGUCACGGUCACACGUCAAGCACCAGCAUCAGUUACGAGCGUUCGAACAACUUAUGCCCCUCCAGGCACCCUGGGUGAUCCUGGUACCGUCAUUGUCGAGACACCUAACAAUGACUACAAUGUUACAAUCACCCGUGGAGCAUCUAUUACGGCACCUUUCACUACAUACUCGCCUCCUGGUUCUUCAGGUGAUCCUGGUACAGUUAUCGUCGAAACUCCCGACUAUAAUGUUACUGUCACAACACAGGCGCCGAGUUCUAUCACGAGUGUUCGCACCAAAUAUGUCCCCCCUGGCUCCGCUGGAGAUCCGGGUACUGUGGUCGUUGAAACACCUAACAAUGAUUACAAUGUCACAGUCACCAGAGCUGCCCCAGCCUCUGUCACCAAGAUGUAUACGACAUACGCUCCUCCAGGCGCUCCAGGCGAUCCAGGUACUGUAUUUGUCGAGACACCUGACUACAACGUUACCGUUACUCGGGGUGCCUCAAUUACAGCGCCUUACACGACAUACUCGCCGCCUGCUACACCCGGUGACCCAGGCACUGUCAUUGUUGAAACGCCCGACUACAAUGUUACAGUCACGACGGAAGCACCAAGAACCGUCACCACCCUGCGUUCAACCUAUGUUCCACCUGGAAAGUAUGGAGACCCUGGCACUGUUGUUAUUGAGACACCCAUUGGUCCUUACAACGUAACCACCACUCGUGGUGCCUCAAUCACAGCACCGUUCACAACCUACUCUCCCCCAGGCUCUCCAGGCGAUCCAGGAACCAUAAUUGUAAAGACGCCUGAUUACAACGUCACAAUUACACGACAAGGACCCAAGACAGCAACUGCUGUAUUCUCAACUUACUCACCACCUGGAACGCCUGGUGAUCCGGGUACAGUUAUUGUUGAGACCCCCGCCGCUGCCUACAAUGUCACUACCACUCGAGGUGCUUCGACAAUCACGACACCGUUCACAACAUACUUGAGCCCGAGUGAAGCUGGAGACCCUGGCACUGUUCUUGUUGAAACGCCUGAUUACAAUGUCACAAUCACAAGACAGGCCCCCAAGUCAGUAACAUUUUUGGUUUCUAUUUACUCGCCACCCGGAAGUCCUGGCGAUCCUGGCACCGUUAUUAUCGAGACACCAAUGGGCCCAUACAACAUCACAACGACUCGAGGUGCUUCGUCAGUGACAGCCCCAAUUACAACAUACAUGCCGGCGGGGCAGCCUGGAGAUCCCGGAACCGUGUUGGUUGAGACCCCAGAGUACAACGUCACAAUCACUAGCGAGGCUACUGACUCUGCUUCGGAUACUGUUACGAGAUAUAACCCGCCAGCCUCCCCAGGUGACCCAGGAACCGUCGCGAUUAUCAUGCCUAACCAAAAGGCUGCAUCAACUUCGCCAAACCCAUCUCUCACCGACGCGCCUGGUCAGAAUGUCACCGUCUAUCGACCUGGUCCAAGGACGCUUACUGGACCUGUUACCUCGUACAUUCCCCCUUCGGGCCGCGGAGAAAAUGGCACGGUGAUAAUCGAGACGCCAGGCCCGGCCACUCCUUUCAAUAGCACGACAACCCAGACAGUCGACACUAUUACUGCCAUCUACACAACGUACAUGCCAGCUGGUGCCCAAGACGAUCCAGGAACUAUACUCGUUGAGGUUCCUCCCUCACGCAAUGUGACAAUCACCAAGGACGAUGCCACUAUCACAGCACCAUACACAACUUACUCACCUCCAGGCACUGCUGGUGAUCCGGGUACAGUUAUCAUUGGUAUGCCUGCCGAUCGCAAUGUGUCCAUCACAUCUAUCGUCAACAGUCGAACUGCCCCUUACACAACAUACAUGCCACCAGGCAACCGUGGGGAUCCCGGCACUGUUCUUGUUGAACUGCCUCCUGAUUCAAAUGUCACGACAACCAAGACAGUCAGCGACCGAACUGCUGUCUACACCACCUACUCGGGACCUGCGAACAGAGGUGACCCUGGUACUGUUAUCAUCGAGGUACCUCCUGGGCGUAAUGUGACAGUCACAGAAGUUGCUAGCACUAUUACCUCUCCUUACACAAGCUAUUCUUCGCCUGCUAACCAAGGAGAUCCGGGUACGGUUUUCAUCGGCAUGCCCCCUGAUUCUAAUGUGACAAUCACAACUGAAGUCGCAACCCGAAUUACCCCUUACACAACAUACUCGUCGCCAGCUAGACAAGGCGACCCUGGCACCGUCAUCGUGGAGUUGCCGCCCGACAGUAAUACCACCAUCACGAAAGAGAUGGCUAGUCGCACCAAGCCGUUUACUACCUACAUGUCACCAGCUAGCAAGGGUGACCCGGGUACUGUCAUCGUGGAGAUGCCACCGGAUAGAAAUGUUACUAUCACGACAGAGGUUACCAGCCUGACUGCUCCUUAUACCAGUUACGCUUCGCCUGGAAGUGAAGGCGACCCCGGUACUGUUAUCAUUGGUAUGCCACCGGACAGGAAUGUCACUAUCACAACUGAAGUACCUACUCGCACUGCCCCCUACACGACAUAUUCUGCCCCUGGCGCGAGAGGAGAUCCAGGCACUGUCAUUAUCGAACUGCCUCCUGAUCGUAACGUCACUAUCACCUCCGAGGUUACUGGUCGUACCGCUCCUUAUACUACUUUUGCACCACCCGCCACUAAAGGCUACCCAGGCACAGUCAUCAUCGAAUUACCUCCUGACCGUAAUAUCACCACUACGGAACAGGUUCCUACACUGACCCAGGCUUAUACUACUUAUUCGCCUCCAGGAAGCCGCGGCGACCCAGGCACUGUAAUUGUGCGACUUCCACCUGAUAGGAAUGUCACUAGAACGACUGUGGUUGAUAUAAUCACGGCGGCUUCUACUGUCUAUUCUGCACCAGCCAACAGGGGUGAUCCAGGCACCAUUAUCAUCGAGAUGCCCCCAGCUAGGAAUGUCACCACAACUGAAGUCGUCAACUCCAUCACUAGGGCCACUACCACCUAUGCGCCGCCUGCACAACAAGGUGAUCCUGGUACUGUCAUUGUCCAAGAACCCCCCGAGACAAACACGACUGUUAUCGAGGUCGUUUCCACAAUCACUCGUCCAGCUACUAGGUACAUAACGCCUGGUACCAAGGGUGACCCAGGCACUGUAUAUAUCGAUGUACCACCAAACCACAACGUUACGAUUACCACAACCGUCAGCACGAUCACUCGCCUAACCACAACGUUUGCCCCUAGUGCAACAGAAGGGGAUGCUGGAACAGUAUUUAUUGAGAUGCCCCCAGAGUACAAUGUCACAUCAACACAGACUGUGCAGACUAUUAGCAGGCCAGUCACUCGCUACUCAUCUCCCGCUGAGGUCGGCGACCCUGGCACCGUCUAUCUCGAUAUGCCACCAGAGUACAACGUCACUGUCACUACAACAAUCCACAGCAUCACACGCCAAAGCACAGCAUUUGCCGCGGGUGCGACGCAAGGAGACCCAGGCACUGUUAUUGUUGAAAUGCCCCCGGAGUACAACGUCACCACAACACAGACUGUGCAGACUAUCAGUAGGCCAGUCACUCGUUACUCCAAGCCAGGUGAGGUUGGGGACCCAGGCACGAUCUACGUCGAUCUCCCGCCGGAGUACAAUGUCACCGUCACAACGACGGUCCCAACGAUCACAAGACAAUCUACAACAUUUGCUCCCGCUGCGCAGCGAGGCGACCCUGGUACAAUCAUUAUCGAGAUGCCACCGGACACCAACACUACGACAACCCAAACCAUCCAGACAAUUACGAGACCAGUCACAAGGUACUCUAAGCCCGGUGAGGUUGGUGAUCCCGGCACAGUCUAUGUUGAUCUGCCGCCGGAAUACAACGUAACAAGAACCACCACUGUCCCCACGAUAAUGAGGCCUUCAACUACCUUUGUUCCAGCUGGUACACAGGGUGAUGCCGGUACUAUUCUUGUUCAGAUGCCGCCGGAAACCAAUGUUACAACAACUCAAACGGUCUCAACAAUCAGCAGACCCAUUACUAGAUAUUCCACUCCCGGUACUGCUGGAGAUCCUGGUACUAUAUACGUUGAUCUUCCGCCAGAAUACAAUGUCACCAGGACCACCACUGUCGCGACGAUCACACGAGCAUCAACUACAUUCGCCCCAGCUGAUAUGCAGGGCGAUCCUGGAACUGUCAUCGUGCAACUCCCCCCGGCUUACAAUGUCACGGUAUCGUCAGUCGACCCUACUAUUACUCGUCCGGCUACACGUUUUGCGACCCCAGCCACUGCAGGAGACCCUGGCACUGUCUAUAUCGAUCAUCCGCCGGAAUAUAACGUGACAACCACUGAGACUGUAAGCACGAUUAGCCGGGUUACGACAACAUUCAACCCUGCUAGUGAAGAAGGCGAUCCAGGUACUAUCCUCGUGCAGGUUCCUCCAGAAUACAGUACCACGGCAACCCAGACAGUCAGCACCAUUACUGCCAUCUACACAACGUACAACCCAGCCGAUACUCAAGGUGACCCCGGCACAAUCUUGGUGCAGGCCUCACCUGACUACAAUGUCACUACUACAGAGACUGUCAGCACAAUCAGCCGAGUCAGAACUUCAUACAACCCAGCUGGCACACAAGGCGACCCGAACACAGUACUUAUCCAGGUCCCUGUCGACUAUAAUGUCACAACGACCGAAACAGUCAGCACUAUUACUCGGGUCAGGACUACAUACUACCCGGCAGCGACUGAAGGUGAUCCAGGAACCGUGCUUGUUCAAGUUCCACCCGAUGAUUCUGCUGCACCACCGUCUACCACGGCUGUUCAGGCGCCCAAGUCCACGGUGACAACAACACAGACAGUCAGCACUAUCACUCGCCCUACGACGUUCCUGAAGACUGCUACGGCUUCGGGUGCUCCUGAUACUGUUUACGUUCAGUACCCUCCCAAGUCAACGGUAACGACAACGCAGACGGUUAACACUAUAACCCGUGCUACCACACUCUCGUCGACUGCCAAAGACCCAAGUUCUCCUGACACUGUUUAUGUGCAGUACCCUCCUAAAUACACGGUAACGACGACACAGACCGUUAGCACUAUAACUCGCGCUACUACAUUUUCUUCAACUGCUACAGACCCAAGCUCUCCUGAUACUGUUUACAUUCAGUAUCCUCCUAGGUCAACAGUCACAACAACACAGACUGUUAGCACUAUCACCCGUGCUACUACAGUUUCAAUGGCUGCCACAGACCCGAAUAGCCCAGAUACAGUCCUUAUUCAGUACCCUCCAAAGUCCACAGUAACGACAACACAGACAGUCAGCACUAUUACCCGUGCUACUACAGUGUCAAUGGCUGCUACAGACCCGAACAGUCCCAAUACGGUUCUCGUUCAGUACCCCCCUAGGUCGACGGUAACAACGACACAAACUGUUAGCACUAUAACUCGUGCGACUACGACGUCAAUGGCAGCAGCGGACCCCAACAGUCCUGAUACAGUCCUCAUCCAAUAUCCCCCUAGGUCUACGGUGACAACGACGCAAACUGUUAGCACCAUUACUCGUGCCACCACUGUCUCGAUGGCAGCAACGGAUCCAAACAGCCCUGACACAGUCCUUAUUCAGUACCCCCCUAAAUCUACAGUGACAACAACACAAACGGGGGUCAGCAGUAUUACCCGUGCCACGACUGUCUCGAUGACGGCAACAGAUCCCAAUAGUCCCAACACGGUCCUUAUUCAGUACCCCCCUAAGUCCACGGUGACAACUACACAAACGAUCAGCACUAUCACUCGUGCCACAACAGUUUCGAUGACAGCCACAGACCCAGGUUCUCCUGACACAGUUGUCGUUCAAUACCCCCCUCCUUACAACGUCACGAUCACCACAGCUGGCCCUACCACGCUCACUGCCACAUCCACUGCGUACUCACCACCCGCCAAGUCUGGCGAUCCUGGUACCGUUAUCGUUCAAAGACCACCUGUCACAGUCACUACAACUGCUGCUAGUGCUUACACUACUUACAAUCCUCCUGGCGGCAGCGGCGAUGCUGGCACUGUGGUCAUUGCGACAACAACCAGGCCUGUUGCUCCUGCCUACACCAGUGCUGGCCCUCAAUUCAGUUGCGAUGUUUAUGGUUAUCUUAUCCAGAAGACCGCCCUUUACCGUGUCGAGAUUGUUAGUGGCAAGACCACCCUCAUCAAGUCAGUUAUCGGAGACGGUGGUUGGAUCAACGGUAUUGGUUACAACCGAUUCGAUGACUACAUCUACGGUAUGCACCAAGACGAUUCUGGUUCCCAACUCAUCCGUAUCGGCGGCGAUGGUACUUCGACUAUGCUCUCUGCUCGUACUAAUGACCGCUUGGUCAACAUGGGUGAUAUCGACAAUCAAGGUCGCUUCUGGAUCUCCAAUAACGGAGGUCCAUGGUGGGUCAUCGAUCUCAUGCCUGGCUCGUCAACUUAUGGCAAGGUCAUCAUGAGCGGCACUGCUUCGACCGGUGGUCUCAAGUCUGCCGAUUGGGCCUUUGUCCCAGGAGGAGGCGACUAUAUGUGGUCCGUCAUGUACAACAGUGAUGGAUCAACGUCCACUUUGUGCCGUUUCAGCCGUACCUCAUACACAUGGCAGACAAUGAAGACAUUCGGUGAUGUCGCUGGCAACAACGUCUGGGGAGCACUCUACGCCUCUGGCGAUGGUAUGCUCUACGGUUCAGAGAAUACCAGUGGACAAAUCUUCCAAUUCCCCAUCGCGCCAUCGAUCGGUAAUCCCAAGUUCAUCGCAACAGGCCCAGUAUCCUCAUGGAAUGAUGGUGCCAGUCAGACGCUCCCUGUCUAA